UUGGUCGAGCGGCCCAGCCAGUGAUGUGCGAGGUCAGAGGUGAACGGCGGUGUGGAGAGCUGUUUGUCCCGGACUGGAGCUGAGCCUUGGACCGACCCGGCUCGGUCCGGAUGGAGGCCGCCCGGCUCUAAAGGCUGUCAGCGCGAGUUCUUCCUCCUGCCCGCCGGGGUUACUGCGAUGACGGCCAACGAGGAGCAGACGAGCAGUGACAACACAGGAGAGAACUGGGCGAGGCUUUUAUUCUUCAUUCAUUCAUGGGAUGAGGACGUCACUGGCUCGGCAGCAUUUAUUGCCUAUCCCUUGUUGCCUAGAGGGCAGUUCACAGUCACCCACAUUGCUGUGGGUUGGGAGUCACAUGUACUCCAGGCCAGAUGGAGCUUGAAGCUCUUCGCUCCAUUUAUGAAGGAGAUGACUGUUUUAAGGAACUUAGUCCAGCAUCUUUUCAAUAUAGGUUCUUCUUCAAUAAAGCAGAAUAUAAUAGCCAAGCUACAAGAACAGGUUGAAGCAAACUUGGGGACAGCAAUGGUGUACACACUGUUUGAAUGGGCUAAAGAGAACCAAGAGGACCUUAUGGAAAACCAUCAGCCAGUAGUUGGUGCAGUGACGAUAUCAAUGACUCAAAAUACUGUGACUUCUCAUACUUCUGUGGCGAAGAAAAAGAAAAAAGAACAGCUAUCAAAAUCUCAAAAGAAGAAAUUGGCUGACAAGACAGAUAACCGAGGGCAAUUGCCACGUGGAUGGAAUUGGGUAGAUGUCAUUAAGCAUUUAAGCAAAACUGGCAGCAAGGAUGAUGAGUAACCAAGUUUAUGGACUGGCGUUAACUAGAAUGUCAGAUUUAUUUUUGCUGGAGCACAUUCAUUUUUCAUGUUUGUGUGGAAAACCUCUUUGGUAAAAUUACAGCAUCCAUUUGGUAUGAAAUCAUUGUGGGUUUUGUUUUUACUCUACAGACUAGUUGCACAUUUCGAAGGCAAUUGUUGCACUAAAUCUGACACUCAAAUUGAUCUAUUUACAAAGCAAAAUAAAUAUAGAAUAACUUGAGCUACCAUUAAGUUGGGCACAUGGUCACAGAUCGCUUUGUUGCACAUAUUUCUAGUGGAGUGUACCUCUGUUAGUCAUGUUUUUAAUUAGAAAACCAUGAUUGAUUGAUUGUUUUCCUGAACAGUAUGGUGAAGCUAGUGACCUGGCUGCAACCAUGCUAACUGUUAUUUUAAGGAGGGUAUUAUGGACUGUACCUCUUUAUCCAUCAUCUCCCCUUUUGAUAUCCUGACUUAUCAUCAUGAGGAAAUCAACGGAAAAUAUUCAGGAUUUGAAUAAAGUUUUUAAUAUUUUUAA
This is a messenger RNA of Rhincodon typus (whale shark), 1332 nucleotides long. RefSeq names its product RWD domain containing 4 (gene rwdd4). The coding region runs from base 178 to 798 and encodes 206 amino acids. Gene Ontology annotation, molecular function: protein binding. The transcript has 8 exons. The record is from RefSeq and is a predicted model, not a curated record. NCBI's taxonomy places the organism in Eukaryota, Metazoa, Chordata, Chondrichthyes, Orectolobiformes, Rhincodontidae.